CAAACACAAAAUAUUUCCUCGGGGCAUCAGAAGGUUUAGUGCCGCCUCGACAUGGUAACAGUGUCAGAGUGUCAACACGAAGCCGCCUGAGAAAGUUUCGCCGCAGCUGUUGGAAACGUCACAAGGAUGGUGGACGAAGCGACAAGGAAGACUCUGGCCUCCAUCCCCCUCCUGAGGACAAAGGCCGGCCCCAGAGACAAGGAUGCCUGGGUUGUGCGCCUGAAGGAAGAGUAUCAGGCGCUCAUUAAGUACGUCCAGAAUAAUAAAGAAGCCGACAAUGACUGGUUCCGCCUUGAGAGCAACAAGGAAGGCACAAAGUGGUUUGGGAAGUGCUGGUACGUCCAUGAACUUUUGAAGUACGAGUUUGACGUUGAAUUUGAUAUACCAGUAACGUAUCCAGCAACAGCGCCGGAAAUUGCCCUGCCGGAGCUGGAGGGCAAGACUGCAAAGAUGUACAGAGGAGGAAGAAUUUGCCUGACGGACCACUUCAAACCCCUGUGGGCGCGCAACGUCCCCAAGUUCGGCAUCGCCCACGCCAUGGCUCUAGGGCUUGGUCCCUGGUUAGCGGUUGAGAUACCGGACUUGAUCAACAAAGGAAGUGUUGUUUAUCAAGAGAAAAAAGCAUAGGCUUCCUUAUGUGUAUUGUUGUCCUUUUGGCAAGUUGUAUAUUGGAGCAGGUUUACUUUUUUUUUAUUAUUAUUAAUUAAUAGCUUUUAUCUCAGACAUAUUUCUCUCUCUCUCUCUCUCUCUCUCUCUCUCUCUCUCUCUCUCUCUCUCUCUCUCUCUCUCUCUCUCUCUCUCUCUCUCUCUCUCUCUUUCUCCCCCCCCUCCCCCCCUCCUUCCCCUCCCUCUCUCCCUCCCUUAGCUUAUGUAAUUUUCAUAAAUGCAGAGGUUUAUUAAUAGUGUCCUUUGUUAAAUUUUAUAUGUAUCAUUUUAAUAAAUGUUUGCAUUAA
Molecule: messenger RNA, 953 nt
Organism: Penaeus indicus
Lineage: Eukaryota; Metazoa; Arthropoda; Malacostraca; Decapoda; Penaeidae
Gene: Ufc1
Product: ubiquitin-fold modifier-conjugating enzyme 1
Exons: 5
Coding region: 127-627 (166 amino acids)
Biological process (GO): protein K69-linked ufmylation
Cellular component (GO): cytoplasm
Molecular function (GO): UFM1 conjugating enzyme activity
Source: RefSeq, a predicted model, not a curated record